UCAAAUCUCUGAUAUGACUAAGAUGCUGUAGCUGACUGAGUCACGGUGCGGUCGUCUUUGUGCAACAGUGCCAAUGCCUGCACAGCAAGCAAAUGUCCCGACUCCUCCCCCUGUGCAAGCUGUUUAAUUCCCAUGAGGUGAUGCCCAGCUAGUAACUUAAUAAAGCUGCUGGAUGCAAUCCCGGGGCACAAUGUGUGGAUCAUGUUCGUCUGACAGACCUGCUCUCUUCUGCACUCCUGCUCUCACACAGCCUGCUGCUUUGCUGAGGUUCCUUUCCUGGUGUAACUGUCAGAGCAUAAUGGUGGCAUUUAAAGGAAUCUGGACCAAGGACUUCUGGAGGGCUGUGUCUGGAGAAUACCUGGCCACUCUCAUCUUUGUCCUUCUCGGUGUGGGCUCGACCAUCAAUUGGGCCGCCGGGGAGGAGAAGCCUCCCCCAGCCGACCUCGUCCUUAUCUCCCUGUGCUUCGGCCUGAGCAUCGCCACUAUGGUGCAGUGUUUUGGCCACAUCAGUGGCGGACACAUUAACCCGGCGGUCACCGCAGCUAUGGUUGUAACAAGAAAGCUGAGCCUGGCAAAGGGAUUGUUCUAUGUGGUGGCUCAGUGCCUGGGAGGCAUUACAGGAGCUGGGAUCCUCUACCUCGUCACACCUGCUGCUUUCAGAGGCUCCUUCGGUGUGACCACGGUGAACUCCAACAUCUCAUUGGGACACGCCCUUCUUGUCGAGCUCCUGAUCACAUUCGAACUGGUCUUCACCGUCUUCGCCACCUGUGACCCCAAACGCACGGACCUAGGAGGCUCUGCUAGCCUUUCCAUUGGCUUUGCUGUAGCUAUUGGUCACUUAUUUGCAAUCCCUUAUACAGGAGCCAGCAUGAACCCUGCUCGAUCUUUUGCGCCUGCGCUGGUCACACUUAACUUCGAGAACCACUGGGUGUACUGGGUGGGGCCCAUUCUGGGGGCGAUCCUCGCUGCUGGUCUGUAUGAGUACCUGUACUGCCCUGACCCGGAGAUGAAGAAGAGGCUGACGCAAGUCUUCCAGAAGGACCCAUCGGGGAAAUACAGGGAGGUGGAGACAGAGGACAUUGUCGUCAAGCCGGGAUCCAUCCACACCAUCGACCUGGAGAGAUCUGAGAAAAAGGAUCCUUUCCCGGACUCGACGGGAGAAGUGCUGUCCUCAGUAUGACUAUCACGUGCACUGGAAAUGGAGACCAAUCUGUAGAGCAGAAUGACAAUCAAACUUUGGAGUAUCCAUCUUGAGCUUGUCCCCCUCCUCCAGAGCAGAAUAUGAUUUCUGUCCACGAGGCUUCACAGCCAGGCAGAAUCACUCUCAUUGUCAUAAAGAUAAUAUGAUGUUAUGGCUCAAUCCCGUAACCUGUUCAAUACUCCUCCUGAGGCCCGUCCCUUAACGAUUUUGCAGCAGUGUUGGCAUGCGGCGCACAUUGCACGCUGCGGAAUGACAGCCUGCAAUACACCGUGCUAGGGAAAUAUGAGUGGGGUCAGCCAAUUAUGUGGGGUCAUCACGCCAAAUUGGAGAAAUGAAGAAGAAAAUGCAGGCUUGUUAUUUUUGGAUUAGUGUCACAUUUGGUCCAUGUACUGUAUAUGUAAUAACAGGAGUAAUAACAGGAGAGACUUGCACUCCUUGUAAUCAUUAAGGUUCCAAGAAAUGUAAGGCAGCUCUGACAAGCUUAUUACCAGAGUUGUAUUACAGUGCUCUCUAUUUUCAGUGCACUAGUCAGGGAAUCAACCAGUUCACGGACAUGGAGUCACUGAGGCUGCGGUCAUAUAGUCUUUUUUGCUUAGAAAGGUUCCUAACUGAUUAUCUAAGUGACCGUCAUAAUAAGCUGGUAAUAAUAAGUUCGAAUGUGAUCAUAAUAAGCUCUCUAAAUGCUAAGGAAAGGUGCUUGAAUAGCAUAGGAUAUACUGGACCAUCCUUUAGGAAAGGAAAGGAGAUAAUGCCAUCCCACAAUUCCUUGUGGCGGCAACAUUUACAUUAUAUUAACAGUAUGAAGGACUUAGGGGGAUCUUUUGGCAGAAAUAGAAUAAAAUAUUGAUCAGUAUGUUUUCUUUAGUGUAUAAUCACCUGAAACUAAGAAUCAUUGUGUUUUUGUUGGCUUAGAAAUGAGCAGUUUAUAUUUACAUAGGGAGCGGGUCCUCUUCAUGGCCGCCAUGUUUCUACUGUAGCCCAGAACAGACAAACCAAACGCUGGUUCUUGUUAGGGUCAUUCGCGUUUGCACGUUCUCGUGUUAGCUUCCGUAGUUCUCCUACAUGCUUGGCAUACGGGAGAAGUUUAAUUUGGUUGCAAUCUGCAACCUCACCACUAGAUGUCGGCGGAUCCGACACACUGCACCUUUAAAGCGGCGCACUAUCAAUAACAUCACCUUGUACAUUACGGAUCAAUAGAAAACAUCCCUCUUAGGUGGUGUGAUUCUAUUUUAGACAGAAAUGCUUACUUGAAUGUACUGCAUUGAGUUUGUUACUGUACUCAUUUUCUAUGUGUUAUAAAUAAAAUUACUUAAAAAUAGCAUAAGUGCAGUCAGAUUCUCUUAAACUUAAAUUUAAACUUUUUCCAUCAAGUAAAAGUGGUCAGGGAAAGACAUCAGGACGUCAUUUUUAGACUAUUCGACCGCAGCCACAGUUUAUCUCCACUCUUUGUUGUUGUUUUAUGUCUAUUACAACAUAAUGAUUUAAUUUUUUCUAUUUAGUAAAAAUUGUGAUACUUAGCUGUUUUAUAGAUCUAGAUUUAGUUCUUGUAACACAUUUUGUAUUUCUCUGUAUGAUUUGCUGUAUUUCAUGCUUCAGUUUUUAACUUAUUGAAAAGAUAUUUUGCUGAUCUGUCUUUCUGAUUUUUGCUCAGUUCUUGUUUCAUUCUCAUGAAGUGGAAGUUGUAAUAAUAAAGUUUUUUUUUUAUUUUU
Molecule: messenger RNA, 2910 nt
Organism: Sebastes umbrosus (honeycomb rockfish)
Lineage: Eukaryota; Metazoa; Chordata; Actinopteri; Perciformes; Sebastidae
Product: aquaporin-4-like
Exons: 5
Coding region: 173-1180 (335 amino acids)
Biological process (GO): transmembrane transport
Cellular component (GO): plasma membrane; basolateral plasma membrane
Molecular function (GO): water channel activity
Source: RefSeq, a predicted model, not a curated record